Molecule: messenger RNA, 10066 nt
Organism: Mobula hypostoma (lesser devil ray)
Lineage: Eukaryota; Metazoa; Chordata; Chondrichthyes; Myliobatiformes; Myliobatidae
Gene: crot
Product: carnitine O-octanoyltransferase
Exons: 19
Coding region: 920-2758 (612 amino acids)
Cellular component (GO): peroxisome
Molecular function (GO): carnitine O-octanoyltransferase activity
Source: RefSeq, a predicted model, not a curated record
GACUAGAGUAAAACAAAAUCGAACAAACUUUAGAAAGGCAUAUGCAAAACGGGAAGAUACGUGGCAAAAGACAUUUAAUCGAGUCUUUUAAAACAAUGGAAAAUAAAAUGGCAGGUGCUGGAAUCUGAAAACAAAAACGUAAAUACUGCAAAAAAAUCAGCCAGUCAAGCAACAUCUGUGGAAAGAGAAGCCAGUUAUUACUUUGGGUCAGGCACCCUACUUCUGAAUCUGGGGUGGGUGAAGUGAUGUACUUUGGUGAGAAAAAACAGUCACGAAAAAUUAUGGAAGAAAGAGGUAACCAUUCAGCCUAUUGUGUGCAUGCGGCCAAUAAAACAACUAUUGACAUUGAUCUCACUCCCCAAGUCUUGCUCUGUAUAUUAUUAAUUUCGCUCUUUUUUGCACAAGAAAGGUGGUACUGUCUCGGUGUUUAAAUUUUGCCCCAAUUUCUCCACAACCAUUUGCUUCUUGCGCUGUUCAAAUGAUUUGCAGCCGUCGUCAUAGCAUUGUGACCAAAGCGAAGGAGUUGAGCGAGGCGGAAACACGAUGCCGCGGUUGGAAAUACGAUGCUGCGGGGCGGAAAUACGAUGCUGCGGGGCGGAAGAGGGGUGUGAGAGCUGGGGUCGUUCGUGGUCUUUGGGAGGGAACGACGAAAGAUACGGGCACCGAAACAUCAACCUUUCGACUCGAAACAAAUCGAGGUCGUGGAAACGAGAGAAACUAGUUGUUUUUCGAAAUCAGCACAGGGAAACAGAUUCAACAACAAGAAGGAAUCUCAGGAGAAUCAUGUGAUUAAAGUGAAAAGUCAUGAGGGCAUGUUCAGGUCCUAAGGAGAAUACAAUCCAAUGAGACUUAAUAAACUGGAUCAUGAAAAUGUAAUGUGUAGACCAAUUUAAAAAAAUCAACUAAAACGUUGAAAAAAAUGGAAAGUCAGAUAUUUGAAUCUGAUGAAGUGUGUACAUUCCAGUACCAAGAUUCUUUACCUUCUUUACCUGUUCCACUUCUUGAGGAGUCCUUGGCAAAAUAUUUAGACGCAGUGAAGCCAUUUUUGAGUGAAGAAGAACUUCAAAGGAGUACAGAAAUUGUUAAUGCAUUUGGACAAGGGAUUGGUAAACAGUUACAUCAAAAACUUCUGGAGAGGGCUAAAGUUAGGAGAAACUGGCUUGAGGAAUGGUGGCUAAUCACUGGCUAUUUGGAGGUCCGAAUGCCAUCAAUGUUGAACGUAAACUUUGGAGGUCCUGCUCCUUACCUAGAACACUUCUGGAUACCGAAAGAAGGGACUCAGCUUGAACGCACUGCAAUAGUUGUUUAUUACAUGCUGCAGUUUUGGAAUCUACUUAGGAAGGAGUGCCUGGCUGUGCAUAAAGCUGGUGGUGUGCCACUAGAUAUGGACCAAUUUCGUAUGUUAUUCAAUACCUGCAAAAUUCCUGGAGUAACCAGAGAUUCCCUUGUCAGCUAUUUUAAAACAGAAGCUGAAGGUCCAUGCCCCUCCCAUUUAGUGGUCCUUUGUCACGGUCGAGCCUUUGUCUUUGAUACCCUGUUUGACCAUCAAAUCCUUACACCGCCAGAGUUUUUCAGACAACUCACUUAUAUCAGGGAACGAUGCAACAGCGAACCAGAAGGGCCAGGUGUAUCUGCAUUAACUGCUGAGGACAGAACACGGUGGGCAAAGACACGGGAACAUCUAAUUAGCUUGGAUCCCAAUAAUGGGACUAUCCUGGAACAAAUUCAGAGCUCCUUGUUUAUACUCUCGUUGGAUGAUGCUAGUCCCCAUGCAACAGCCAACAAUUACUCUGAAAUAUGUCUAUCAGCCCUAACUGGAAAUCCAACUAUACGAUGGGGUGACAAGUCCUACAAUUGUCUUAGUUACUCUAACGGAACAUUUGGUUCAAACUGUGAUCACUCUCCAUAUGAUGCAAUGGUCAUGGUUUCUGUGUGUUAUUACACUGAUCAAACUUUGAAGUUGGUAGAAGGUAAAUGGAAGGGAUCAACUGCAGUGCGUGACCUCCCUUUGCCAGAGGAGCUGGUAUUUGUGCUGGAUCAAAGGAUUCUAAAUGACAUAGAACAUGCUAAACAACAAUACUACAAGCAGGCAUCAGAUGUCCAAAUUGUUAGUUAUGCCUUCACUGCUUUUGGCAAAUCUCUGAUCAAAGAGCGAAGGCUUCAUCCAGACAUUUUUGUACAGCUUGCCCUUCAGUUGGCCUACUAUAGGUUUCAUGGACGGCCGGGCUCCUGUUAUGAAACAGCAACAACAAGACGAUUUUAUCAUGGCCGAACUGAGACGAUGAGGCCCUGUACUGUUGAGGCAGUGAAAUGGUGCCAAGCGAUGCUGGAUCCAGCAGUUUCUAAGAUGGAACGUCAUCAGAUGAUGAAGAAAUCCUUUAUGAAGCAUCACAAAUUGAUGACCGAAUGUCAGAAUGGUAAAGGGUUUGAUCGUCACCUCCUGGGUCUGCUUCUUAUUGCUAAGGAGGAAGGUCUUCCUGUGCCAGAGAUCUUUUCCGAUCCUGCCUUUACUAAAAGUGGUGGUGGAGGGAAUUUUGUUCUUUCAACUAGCCUUGUUGGAUAUACUACGGUCCUGGGUGCUGUUCUUCCUAUGGUUUACAAUGGCUAUGGAUUUUUCUAUCGUAUUCGUGAAGAUAGGAUUGUUAUAGUUUGUUCGGCCUGGAAGUCAUACCCAGAGACCGAUGCAGAAGAACUGUACAAAGGGCUAGUUCAGUCCUUUCAUGAAAUGCUUGACUUGACAACAACAGCCCAGCUUUAAGUGGUGACUGAAAAAAAAUUGCAAAAAAAAAUACUAACGUGCUAACCCUUAACAUGAUACAUUAGGCUUCUGGUAAUUAUUGCCUGUGCAUCUGUAAAGUUGAUGCCUCAAAACACAACAGGACAUUGAUAUUGAAGAGUAGUAAUUCAAAACAAAAUCAAUGCAACACUUUUGAAACCAUGCAAAAUUCAAUGCAAAAAGUUCAGCAACAAUGCAGAUUCUCACAUACAGGGCAGUUUUGUAUUUUAUUUUUAACCAUGUUUAAUCAGCAAAUAAAUACCAAUAUUAAUAAUUUUAACUAUAUCUUGAUGGACCUAACUUGAUUAAUUCUUAGAGACAUUUUAUAGAUCUGAAACUAUGAAGUAGGCACACUGUCUAGGAUAGGAAAUAGUGUAUUUACAAUUUGUAAGUAUAAUUUUAGAGAUAAUCAAAUAUUUUAUGUGUAAAGUAGAACAUCAAAUAUAAAAAUUCUGUUAGGUAGAGCUGACAAUAGAACAUUGUUUGACUCACAACUGUGUCUUGCAGUUGCAUUGUUGAUCGUAGUCUAUUAAUGUGUGCAUGAAGCAUGGAGUAACCAAAAUGACCACAGACUGUUAAGCAAAUCUGAAUUCCAUUUGUCAUUUGUCAUUGUUCCUUUCCACACCUUGUGGCACAUCGGGCAGCAACCUUUAGCAUUUUUGUUUGUUUCUUUUUAAAAUGAGCCAAGUUGCUAGCUCGAUGCUCAACCCAGCACGGAUGGAAAGCGUGCAAGGUGCCGGCCAUAUUCAAACCCAGGGCUACUUGCCUUGAAGUCCAGUGUGGAUGCCACUACACCCCAUUGACUGGCUCUUUUGUUAUUUGUGUCACGUACCCUGUGACAGGAAUAAAGAACCAGCAGAGAUGGAAAACACUUUGGAGUCUCGUAUUGCUAUCAACUACUAAUAUUUAUUAGUAACUACGCAAUACAGUAAUAUAAAUGUACAUAAAUCAAACAGGUUAGCAAUGAUUAUAUACAAAAGUAAGUGUGGAAUAGAUAUGUAUGAAAACCCAAGCUUCUUUAAGUCUAGGGCUAAAGAGAUACAGUCCUACAAGGUUGAGUAAAGUUCAGUUAGUGGUAUUGAGUUGAGUAGGGGGUGUGUGUGUGUGUGUAUAAAUUAUAUAAAUAUAUUCAUUCAGGUGAGCUGAUGCCGUCGAUCUUCUUGUCGUCCUCCGAAAUCCUUUACAAGUCACUGACUGUGACUUUAACCAGGGGAACCGGUUUUCCUGUGGUGGAGCUAUCACCCCGGCAAGGGUGGACACAUAGACAACUCCCCACCAGUCAACCCCUUCUCCUACGUUGGAAUUGCAAUUUGGAAUCGAUCCGCCUGAUCGAUCCUCCAAAACCCACUUUCUCUGCUGUCACAACAAUGCUCAUUCAGUGUCCAGAUCAUGUGUCUGAGGUCUGUAUUAUCUGACCUCCCAUUUAUUUCACCAGGCUGAGCAUCACCUGUCACUCAAAGAGUCCCUCCUUCCUCUAUCUGUAAAGAAAUGCAAGCAGGCAACCUGCCCUUGAAGAAAUAUCAACAACCUGCUGAAAAUCAUAACAUCGUCCAUUAAAUAACACCGCCUUCGGUCACCAUAGUAACUUACGAGCUGCUCGGUGCUGUCUCCAACUCCAAACUUCGUAAAAAUCCAAAGUUACUUCCAAGGCCUUAAAGUGACAGUCCAACCGUCACUCUUCAUAUCUAUCUAUCUAUCUCUCUCUCUCUCUCCCCCCCCCCUCUUCCAAACAAACCAUCAAUGAUGAAUGCCUCUCUGUGUCUUUCUUCAAACAGUUAAUAGGGGCACUCCUGGAUCCCCUCACAUUUGAAGGAAGUUCAAAUCUAUUUACUGACAAGCAAUAGUUUUAACUUCUGGUAAUAUCAGGCUCUGUUGAUGACAUUGCCUACCUGGUGAAUUAUGUAGUGAAUGUUUUUUACGUUGUUACUAUUUGUUUUCUACCUGUUCUAGCUCAUUGCCCAUGUCCAUCAGAAGAGGAAAAAUUAAUUUAGAAAGGACUUUGUGGCCAGUGAAAAGCUCCAGUUUCUGCUGAUGAACUCGGUUGGCAGUGUAUCACACUGAGUGACUCAUCUGUUGAUUAUUAGCCUGCUGCAUAGAUUACCCCGACUUCAGCAUCCCUGUCACAGGGUCACAUUCACACAGCUUUUCCGCUUUUCCCUGCUUGAGUCAGUUUUAGUUUCCUUGAUUUUUUAAAUAUAUUUCAGCUGAAUUAUUUUCAAUUGUUACUGCAUGUGCUUCUGCCGGCCCCUUCUCUGCAUGCUUUAAAUUCAUUUACUUUCCCCAAUUCUUCUGUGCUUAUUUUAAAUAGCAUCUCAUAUCCAUCUUGACUGUUUAUUGGCCUAUAACUGAAAAUUCCCAUUGUUUACAAAGCUGAUGCAUACCUCUUAAACAUACAGCACCCCUUCAGCCACUUUCAUGCUUCAUUGUCUAAUUUAUGUGGUAAUGUGAAUUCUAACCUCUGAAAGACUGCUUUUCCAGUCUUAUUUUACAUAAUGAAUUUCCUUGUUGAUCACAAUACCUGCUGGUCUUCUUUUCAUAGACUUCCACAAAAUUUGUGAAAUCUUGUUUCCUUGGCACUUUAUGAGACAAUGCAUCUGCAGCAUACUGUCUAUAUGGUGAAGUGUGGCAUUGAACUCUUCAAAUGCAUGAAUUUGAGCCAGAGUAUUUUUAAAUAAAAUCCCAUCUGCCUUUUAUAGCUACAUUUCUCUAAACUGAAAGUAUGCUUUGGUACAGAAGCACUGUAUAUUAAUGGACAAUGAAGAGCAAAUUGACCAUAAAUGAAGAGAGAAAUUUUUGAAGUCAAUCAGUAGGUCAGCAAUUGUGCAAAAUGAAACAAGUCAAUAUUUCAAGUCAGAGGCCCUUCAUCAGAACUGGAAAAAGAGGUGGGGGGGGAACAAGUUAAUUUUAAGUUGCAGAGAAGAUUGGGAAAGGAUGGAUAAGACAGAGAAUAUUUGUCAUGGGGUGAGGCCAAGAUCACCAUGGAGAUAAGUUGUAGAGAUCUUUGACGGUGACAACCGCCAAAAGAGUGGUGACAACUGGAGAGUUGGUGACAGCCCGGAGAGACGGCAGCCGGGGCAGAACAGGCUGGCAACCCAAUCUGUCCUCUGAGAGGAGGACCCCCACAAAAGCUACAAAGAAUCUAAGGAAAAGAUACCCCCAGGGGUGCCCGGGGGGGGGGGGGGAGAGGAUGAGCACCCCAGGCGGAUGGACACAACGACAUCAGACCCAGGCAAUGAACAAACGACGAUGAGGAAGCAGUGUGCAUGUGGCAAAAUCUGCAAGAACGAUCGCGGCUUGAAGAUCCACCAAGCGAGGAUGAAGUGUUUGGCGGGAGCAGGAGCAGCACAACGCGCAGGUGUCCAACCUGGUGAGACGAAGGAGGGGCCAGGCCCGGAGUCACCCAAUUGUGCCCGGAACCUCCAAGUGUUGCAAACUAAUCCCUCUAACAUGAAGUCUAACAGGAGGCAGAUCAAAUGGCCUGCAGCUAACAUGACUUCACUGUGGAAGCAGUUUGAUGAAGAUGUUAACCAAAUUCUGAAGGCAACAGCGAAGGGAGGGGUUGAUAGGAAGCUGCAAGCCAUGACAACAAUUAUUGUCAGUAUUGCAGCAGAACAGUUAGGAGAAGGGAGGCUCCAAAACAUCUUACUCAAAGAACCAAAGAGCAUUGAGGAUCCACAACAUCAGGCAGGAGAUGAAAGCACUGAAUUCCCAAUACAAGAGGUAGGAGAAGAGGAGCGCAUUGGCUUGGCCCAGCUGAUGUGCAUACUACGAAAGAAGAUCAGGGUCCUCCGCCAGGCAGAGUGGCAUCAGAGGCAGCGUCGUGAAAGGCCCAUUCUUUAGUUACAGCCUUCAGUAUUUUGGGCAUCGAGGGAGGGAGGAAGAGGAGAGCUAUCCGCAGUACCACCGAUGCGGCAGAGAGGGCCUCAAGAUGGCUGUGGCUCAAAAGAGGGGAGCCAUGGAGUCAUAAGUAGCUAGCCAUCUGGACACAAGCUGGGGUCUGAUCAGCCGCGGCUGGGUCACCUGGAGGAGGUUGUAUGAUGUUGAAAGACCCGAAACACCCGAUGAUUCCAGGAACAUCACUGAAGAUGUGUCCAGAAGCAUCAAUAGAUGUAUGUCCACAGUGAAUUGAGGGGUUAAUGAGGCAGUUAGUGAGUGAGAAUCUAAACAAAGGAGUUAAAAAAAAGUAAUGAUGUGCCCAGUUGUAGGACUUGUACAGCUGUGCUAACAGGAUGAGAAAACUAAGCCAAUUUCACAGAUGAUUCGCAUCAAAAUGGCAACUCCUGAUACCAACAGAGAAAAAGUUAGUUGAUAUUGUAGAAUUCAGGUCCUGAAGGAUGCAGUUUGCUCAAGCAAAAUGUGGGGCACUGUUUUAGAUAGCCUGUAGCAAUUGUUUACAUAAUCUCUGUUACCUGAAGAAAAAUGACUACCGAAUGAAAAUAGAAAAUAGUUAAGUGAACUGUGAAAUACAUAAUACAAGAGUCUUUUAUUUAAAAGAAAUAGAGCUAUCACAGACAUGCAAUGACUACUAAAUAAGAAUAGCCAAUGAUAGUUGGUAAAAUGAAGACGAAAGAAAUGACCUAGCUUGACCCAAAAUCUGUGCUUAUUUCACAAUCAGUUUAAAUGUACCCAAAGUGUUAUAAAGAAAGAUGCAAACAUUUGAUGGUAAAUAUGUGAUAAUUCUGGAUUUUUUCUCUUGUAACUAAUUUCACAGACUAUAUCCUACAUUAUAGUGUGUGAUUUGGUUGCUUGAUUUGAAAGAUGUAAAUGAUAGGAUCAGCAACUAUUGAAUGUGGAUUUCUUUCCAUUCAAUCUUCUCUGAUUUGGGAAUUCUUUGGAGUUUAUUGUUUAUAGUAAUGUUUUUGCUAAUUUCUACAUGACUCACACACCCAUGAAAGAAAUAUUAAAUAAAGGUUCCUUGAUUUAAUCACAGUUGCUUUGUGUCAGCUCAUUUUUAGAUGAAGCAGAAGACUGUGGGUUCAUUUACCACACCAGUCCUUUAGACACCGUAUCAGACACACACUGAUAUGGUGUCAAUUAUGGAGUAAUCACUCAAAAGAAUGAAAGCUGACAUCAUAUCGGUGAAGAGAUUAAAUUGAAGCCUUGCAUGUGUUUAUUUCAAAAUACAAGGAAGACCUCCCUGGAUUUCUGAUUGAUUUUUAAUCCUCAAUAAGGAUCUAAGGUCACUUCUGUUUAUACAAACGUAACCACUGUAUGUUCCUGUUUGUUAAAGGUGCAGUCUUGGAUUGCAAAAAUAUCAAAAAUGACAAACAUACUUCAUUUGCCUUGAACCAUCUUCAAACAUACCGAAGACAUGAAACCAUUCUUUAUAUAGUCAAGCUGAUUCUUAAUUUUGAGAAGAUUAAAAAUAACAAUUUUAUUGACAGGUAGAAAUCUUUAUGAGACAUCAAUCAUGGCCUUCAGUUGAGUUAAUUGGGGCUUUGCAGAAUCUGGAUGUGAUGUGCCUGCAACUUUAAACCUAAAGAUGAAUGAGUGAACUCUAGUGGCUUUGUGAGUCUCUUGAAGUAUAUUUAUCAAGCUUGCCUCCUCAGUUUUAGAAUUGUCUUGGGGUUCUUCUCAAGCACUUCAGGAGAAUGAGGAGGGAUCUCAUAGAAACAUUCCAAAUGUUAAAAGCCCUGAACAGAUUAGAUAUGGCGGUUAUUUCCCAUGGUAGGGGAUUCUAGGACAAGAGGGCACGAAUUCAGGAGUAAAGGAUGUCCUUUUAGAACUGAGAUAUGGAGAAAUUACUUUAGUCAGAGGGUGGUAAAUCUGUGGAAUUUGUUGCCACAAGUGGCUGUGGAGGCCAAGUCAUUGGGUGCAUUUAAGGCAGAGAUAGAUAGGUUCCUGAUUAGCCAGGGCAUCAAAGGGUAUGGGGAGAAGGCAGGGGAGUGGGGAUGACUGGAAGAAUUGGAUGAGCCCAUGAUUGAAUGGUGGAGCAGACUCAAUGGGCUGAAUGGCCUACUUCUGCUCCUAUAUUGUGUGGUCUUAUGGUCCUGUUAGCUUUAGUGUUUAUGCCUUGUCACCUGUCUACUUUCAAACAAAAAAUCUUUGCCUUCAGAUGUGCUCCUUCCUUCUAACAAUGUUCAAUAUAGGGUAAAAAUCUCUAAUCAACGACAGUACUUUGGACCUAACUGGUGCAGGACCACAGAAACUGUUCCCAGUCAUCUUCCUCUGAGUAGGAAGACUUCUUUACAAGUAUAGACACUCACUAUGUUUUUUUUAUAGAUCAGACAAUAAUUUGGACAUCUAUCAACAAAAAUUACAAAAGUUGCACUGGUAUGAUAAUUAGCUAUAGAUUAGUAUAGACCUUUGAAUUGUUUUAUUAGUGCAGAAUAUUUUCAAAACAUGCUGGACGAUGGGAGUUCUGGACCACAGAAUGCCAGACCAGAGUUUCAAUUCGUAGUGUAACAGAGAAAAUCACUUCUCACAUUGCCAAAAUAUCACCUCAAUAUGAUAGUUUAUAUGACAAAGUACCCCUCUGAUCAGGAUGAUCAAUAGCCAGUACAGCACAGGCAUGCCAAAGGAACAGUGCGCACAAUGCAUAAUUUUCAUAAUUGCCCAUUGUCUUCCUGUAGGCACUUCAGUGGAAACAUGCUGUCAUUGGAUAUAUGCAUAAGAAAAGCAACAGUGAUUCUUCAAAUAGAUCCAAGUAUUUGUUUUAAGGAAUGAAUCCUCCGUGUUAAUGUGGAAGAAUAGAGUAUUAGCAGGGAAACUGAGCAGAGUGUUUAACUUCACGAUUUGUGACUUUUAGUCAAGGCUGUCUGUUUUGUAUUUGGAGCUCCUGAUUGAAGAGUCUAGGAUCAGGAAACAGAGUUUAUGAAGGGUAGGUUGUUUAGGACUGAUGCGAAGAAAAAUGUCUUCAUUCAGAGGAUGGUGAACCUUUGGUAUUCUCUAACCCAGAAUCUGUUGAAGUUCAGCCUGUUGUGUUAAUUUCAGAACAAAGAUUAAUGAACAUGAAGGAAAUUAAGAGUCAUGGCGAUGAGAUAGAAGAUCAGCCAUGACCUUGAUGAAUGGAGAAGCAAAUAUUUGCUUAUUUCUCAUAGGGCUACAUCUGGAAACCAGCUAGGGCAUGCUUGACUGUUCAAGAUGUAGGAAUAGGGAGAUAAAAUCCCUCAACUUAGAAGUUUUGAGAUGGGAUGAUCAGAGUAGGCAGUUAGAAUUCUUUACCUAGUGAGCUAUGUAUGGGAGAGAAGGAUGCUGGGAGUAGAAGCACAGCUGUGAGGUUGGCAUGUGAGUGGAGGAAGCACUCCUAGUCCGACAAUUCAUGUCGCAAAAUGACUUGGUUUUACAACC